Messenger RNA from Indicator indicator, 723 nucleotides. It is a transcript of the gene GCH1, whose product is annotated as GTP cyclohydrolase 1. Gene Ontology annotation, molecular function: GTP cyclohydrolase I activity; GTP binding; zinc ion binding. Gene Ontology annotation, biological process: tetrahydrofolate biosynthetic process; tetrahydrobiopterin biosynthetic process. Gene Ontology annotation, cellular component: cytoplasm. The record is from RefSeq and is a predicted model, not a curated record. The transcript is spliced from 6 exons. NCBI's taxonomy places the organism in Eukaryota, Metazoa, Chordata, Aves, Piciformes, Indicatoridae. The coding region runs from base 1 to 723 and encodes 240 amino acids.
AUGGAGGCGGCGCGGAGCUGCAACGGGUACGCACGGCAGGAGAAGCCGCCACCGCCCUCCUCCACCCCGUCGGCGGGCGCCGAGAAGCCGCGCGUCCGCCCUGGUCGCGGUGGCAGCGGGAUGAGCUGGCGGGACGGGCGGCCCCGCAGCGAGGAGGACAACGAGCUGAGCCUGCCCAGCUUGGCAGCCGCCUACACCACCAUCCUGCGCUCGCUGGGCGAGGAUCCCGAGCGGCAAGGGCUGCUGAAGACGCCCUGGAGAGCGGCCACCGCCAUGCAGUUCUUCACCAAGGGCUAUCAGGAGACCAUCUCGGAUGUUCUGAAUGAUGCCAUCUUUGAUGAAGACCAUGAUGAGAUGGUAAUUGUGAAGGACAUAGACAUGUUCUCAUUGUGUGAGCAUCACCUCGUUCCAUUUGUUGGAAAGGUACACAUUGGUUAUCUUCCUAACAAACAAGUACUUGGCCUCAGCAAGCUUGCUAGGAUUGUGGAAAUAUACAGCAGAAGAUUACAAGUCCAGGAGCGCCUUACCAAACAAAUCGCCAUAGCCAUCACAGAAGCCUUGCAGCCUUCUGGAGUCGGAGUGGUUAUCGAAGCCACGCACAUGUGCAUGGUGAUGCGUGGGGUACAGAAAAUGAACAGUAAGACAGUGACCAGCACAAUGCUGGGGGUAUUCCGGGAAGAUCCAAAGACCCGCGAAGAAUUCUUGACGCUCAUCAGGAGCUGA